Messenger RNA from Galleria mellonella (greater wax moth), 2445 nucleotides. RefSeq names its product ecdysone oxidase-like. The coding region runs from base 26 to 1756 and encodes 576 amino acids. The record is from RefSeq and is a predicted model, not a curated record. NCBI's taxonomy places the organism in Eukaryota, Metazoa, Arthropoda, Insecta, Lepidoptera, Pyralidae. Gene Ontology annotation, molecular function: flavin adenine dinucleotide binding; oxidoreductase activity, acting on CH-OH group of donors. The transcript has 3 exons.
CUACUAUCACACCAAUACACUCGUUAUGGACGCUUCAGUAUCAGAAAUAGCUAAUAUAACAUGGACUCAAAACGCUUUACACGUGUUGGCCACUACUCUGCAUCUCACGUCGUACCUGUAUCCUGAGCAAGCGCUGAUUCAUGAUGGUGACGUAUUCGACUACAUAGUAGUGGGUGCAGGUACUGCGGGUUGUGUGAUCGCGAACAGGCUCACAGAAGAUCCCACGUCGAAAGUCUUACUGAUAGAAGCUGGGGGUGACCCUCCGAUAGAAUCUGGCUUGCCUGGCUUGAUGUCAUAUAUGAAACAAUCAGCAGAAGAUUGGAAUUAUACGUCAGUAUACGACGGAUAUUCACAACAAUGUCACACACCUCCCGUUUCUGAUAUACCAAGAGGGAAAAUGCUGGGAGGUUGCAGUAGCAUGAACUACAUGUAUUAUGUUCGAGGAAAUCCGUAUGAUUAUGACAAUUGGGCAAAUAUAACUAAUGACAACACCUGGAGUUAUAACAAUGUUCUACCAUAUUUUAUCAAAAGUGAAAGACUUCAAAAUUCAAAAAUUUGGAAUACACCAAAUGCAGCAUUUCAUGGUAGCGAAGGUUACUUAGGAGUGACAAAACAGUUUGAGAAAAGAACAAACAAAUAUUUACAAGUUUUUAGUGAGCUCGGGUAUAAUGUCGUUUUAGAUACAAAUGGAAAUUAUACACUUGGUUUCACUGAGCCUUUGCUCACGAUGGUUAAUGGUUAUCGACAAAGCACAGCCAAAACGUUCCUCUCGCCUAUUAAAAAUAGAUCUAAUUUACAUGUUUUAAAAAAUACUCUGGUCACUAAAAUUAAUUUUGAUGAAGACAAUAACGCCGUUAGUAUUGAUGCGAUCAAAGAAAAUAAGAAAAAAAUAACAAUAAGAGCAAACAAGGAGAUCAUAGUGUCAGCUGGAACCAUAAAUUCUCCACAGUUGCUCAUGUUGUCGGGCAUCGGUCCUAGGAAACAUUUAGAGGAUUUAGGUAUUAACGUAAUCGCAGACUUGCCUGUAGGAGAAAAUUUACAAAAUCAUAUAAGUGGUAUAUCGACUUAUGCAUUAGAAAAAACUCCUAAACGACCUAAAGACCCCCACAAACAUCCACAACCAACUGUUAUGGGUUUUGCUACAGUGGAUAACUUACAAACAUAUCCAGACUACCAAUCAAUUAAUCUUAUAGUGGAUAGCGAGGAUCUAUUACAAAGUUGUGCAUUUACAAAUGGUUUCAAAAAAGAAAUUUGUAAUAUCUUUUACAAAGAGGCAAAAGGAAGAGAGGUUAUGAUAUCACAGACAAUUGUACUUCAUCCAAAAUCACGAGGUCGUAUCUUGUUGCGAAACAUCAAUCCUUAUGUUUAUCCGGAAAUAUUCACUGGUUAUUUUUCUGAUGCUUCUGAUUUGGAGAACCUUGCUUCAUAUAUGGAACGUGUUAAUUGUGUAAUGACGACGAAUUACUUUCAAGAGGUAAAUGCAACGUUUUUGAUUCCACCAGAUUGUGCAUCGAACGAACCAGGCAGCAAGGAGUUCUGGAGAUGUUACGCUCUGUGCAUGGCUAUGCCAAUGAAUCACUACAUAGGAACGUGUGCCAUGGGAUCUGUGGUGGAUGGGAGACUCAAAGUAUUCGGUGUGCAGAGAUUGAGGGUGGUGGACGCUAGCGUGAUUCCUAACAUGACUAGUGGUAACACUAAUGUACCUAUAAUAAUGAUCGCUGAAAAAGCUGCAGAUUUUAUAAAGGCAGGAAAUUGAUAUUUUUUAUUAAAUUAUUAUUCUAAUAAUAAGUAGAUAUAAUAUAAAGAAGUAUUUGAAAAACUACUUAUGAUUAUUACAUUUCCUAUUAUAAUUUCUUUUAAAUUUAGGAACGCCAUUUUUGUGUGAAAGUGAGCAUAUUAAUUGUUGUGUACAUCUAAUAAUUAAUGCUGGAUGAGCGUGUAAAUAGCCUCAUCAUUAACGCGGCUGCCCCCGAUCUUUUCUAGUCAUCGACAGAGGAAGUGUUGUUGUAUCUGUUGAUAGUACGAUAUACGAACAUACGGCUGAUACCAAGCUUUUGAAGUAUCUGGAAUAUGACUGACGGCUCCAUACCCACUUUGUGUAAGGCGAUCAUUGCAAUCCUAUUUUCUUUAAUACCCCAUUCCAUAUUGUAAUUUGAUAAUGAACACGAAAAAAAAUGUAAAGGGCGCGAAAUCGAAAGAAGUUUUUAAAAUAAUAUACGUGUUCCAAAUUCAAAAUAAUUAAAAAGUUGAAAAAAAUAAAAGUUUUUAUGUAACAAUAUUUUUGGCCAGACUAGUUACAUUACGCAAAUCCUAAUAAAGGGCUUUAUUUUUAUUAUUACUUUUGACAUUAUCAUCAAUCAUCAAUGUUUAUAAUUUGAAGAGAUUCAGAGAAAAAGUUACAUUUUGAUUUUCAGUUAUUUAUUUAAUUGUAUGAGAUAAAGCCUU